Molecule: messenger RNA, 1128 nt
Organism: Linum tenue
Lineage: Eukaryota; Viridiplantae; Streptophyta; Magnoliopsida; Malpighiales; Linaceae
Source: the annotation of a GenBank genome assembly
AUGCUUACCCCAACCCCAUUCUCCCUCUUCUGUGCUCUCCUCCUCUGCCUCCCCCUCGCCGUCGUUUUCACCAUCACCACCCCUACCACCACCGUCUCCCCCGCCGCCGGCGACGACAAACCCCCAUCCACCCUCCGUACCAAGCUCCACUCCUCUACCUCCCGCAACCCGCUCCCCAAAGACGACAGCUCCCUCCUCCGCCUCGCCGCCCGGGUCAACCCGAACCCGACUCCCCCACCCCAAAAAAUCGCCUUCCUCUUCCUCACCACCACCCCUCUCCCCUUCGCCCCGCUUUGGGAGCUCUUCUUCAACCCAAUCGGCGGCAAUCGGUUCAACAUCUACAUCCACGCCGACCCGACCCGCGCCUACGACCCGCCAUUCACGGGCGUGUUCGCGGGUCGGGUCAUCCACUCCGAACCCACCAAUCGCCACACCCCGACCCUCGCCUCCGCCGCGCGCCGCCUCCUCGCCCACGCGCUGCUCCACGACCCGGCCAACGCGGUCUUCGCCCUCCUCUCCCCGUCCUGCAUCCCGCUCCACUCCUUCGACUUCACCUACCAAACCCUGACCCGCUCGGGGGAGAGCUUCAUCGAGAUCCUCGCCAACGAGACCGGGGCCAGGGACAGGUGGGCGGCGCGUGGGGAGGACGCGAUGCUGCCGGAGGUGAGGCUCGAGGAGGAUUUCCGGAUCGGGUCGCAGUUCUGGUCGCUGACGCGGAGCCACGCGCGGAUGGUGGUCGCGGACCGCACGAUCUGGCGGAAGUUCAAUCGGACGUGCGUGAGGGAGGACACGUGUUACCCGGAGGAGAACUACUUCCCUACGCUCAUCCACAUGCGGGACCCGCGUGGCGCCACGUCGGCGACGCUGACGCACGUGGACUGGAGGGGGUGCCACGGCGGGCACCCGAGGAUGUAUGGAGCGGAUGAGGUGGGGCCCGAGCUGAUUAACGGGUUGAGGAAUGGACGGCCGAGAUACGGCGAUGAAGAAGGGUUGAUGAAAACGAACGGUUCUGAUGGUUCGGUUUUGACCGCGAGGAGGGAUCCGUUCUUGUUUGCUAGGAAGUUCUCGCCGGCGGCCGUCGGGCCGCUGAUGGAUAUAGCGGCGGAGGCGAUUUUGAAAGAUGAGUGA